AUGGGCAAAUCCUCCAAGGACAAGAGAGACGCCUACUACCGUCUAGCCAAGGAGCAGGGAUGGCGUGCCCGCAGUGCCUUCAAGCUCCUACAGCUCGAUGAGGAAUUCGACCUCUUUGCCAACGUCUCACGCGUCGUCGACCUGUGCGCCGCUCCGGGAAGUUGGUCUCAGGUCCUAUCCCGCGUCCUCAUCAAGGGCGAGAAAUUCGGCCGAUCAGCAUGGCAGGACCGCGGGGCACAGUUCCGGCAGCAGAUGCUGGGCGUCGUGCCCCAGUUGUUCUCCGAGUCAGAUAGCGUGAAGCUGGACGAGCAGCUGUCGCAGGAGCAGGUCGAGUCGAAGCCGCGCGACGACGUCAAGAUCGUAUCCAUCGACCUGCAGCCCAUCUCGCCGCUGGCGGGCAUCACGACGCUGCGAGCCGACAUCACGCACCCAGCCACCGUGCCCCUGCUCCUCUCGGCCCUGGACCCAGACUACGACGCCAAGAAGGCGAGCGGCGGUGCCAGCACCGACAGCCAGGCCUCAAACCCGGUCGACCUCGUCCUCAGCGACGGAGCACCCGACGUAACGGGUCUGCACGACCUGGACAUCUACGUCCAGUCGCAGCUGCUCUUCGCCGCGCUCAACCUGGCCUUGUGCGUGCUCAAGCCCGGUGGGAAGUUCGUUGCUAAGAUCUUCCGCGGCCGCAACGUCGACGUGCUCUACGCGCAGCUCAAGAUCUUCUUCGACAAGGUCAUCGUCGCGAAACCCCGCUCCAGCCGCGCCAGCAGUAUCGAGGCCUUCAUCGUGUGCAUCAACUUCCGCCCGCCUCCCGGCUUCCGUGCCAGCCUAGAAGAGCCGCUCGGUGUCGGCAGCCGACUCGACCGUAUGCUUGAGCAGCGGCAGAUGCAACGGCCCAUUGUUGGACAGGACCUCUUGCAGGAUCCUGUCACGGGGACUUGGGGCUCAGCUGCCGCCACCGCCCUCUCAACAGGACUGGGUGGCCAUGACGGUAUCGUCGAGAUUGAGGCUUACGACGAGGCCACCGGUGAUGGUUCAGCACAGAGAAGCAUCGGCUGGAUCGCGCCGUUUGUCGCGUGCGGUGACCUGUCGGCAUUUGACUCGGACGCGUCAUACCAGCUGCCGGAGGACUACGUCUCGCUUGAUCCCGUGCAGCCGCCCAUUGCGCCACCCUACAAGCGCGCUAUUGAACUGCGUGCUGCCCUGUCCAGUGGUCCCCAAAAGUGA
Messenger RNA from Geosmithia morbida, 1224 nucleotides. RefSeq names its product tRNA (cytidine32/guanosine34-2'-O)-methyltransferase. The record is from RefSeq and is a predicted model, not a curated record. Lineage: Eukaryota; Fungi; Ascomycota; Sordariomycetes; Hypocreales; Bionectriaceae. Gene Ontology annotation, cellular component: cytoplasm. Gene Ontology annotation, molecular function: tRNA methyltransferase activity. Bases 1 to 1224 code for a protein of 407 amino acids. The transcript has 2 exons. Gene Ontology annotation, biological process: tRNA methylation; cytoplasmic translation.